GAGUGACCUCUGAUCCUUCUCAGACCCGUUAAACACUGGGUCUGACCCGGUUUCUGGACGAGCUACAGGGACGUAGUUCACACAUGACACCAGAUUAACAGAAAACCCAGCAUGAAAGACGCCUUAACGUCUCCCUGCGUCCCCUCAUGCCUGGAAAGGCCAGAUACUCUGACAGCGUAGCAGGAUGCAUCCCACAACGAGUCACUGAGGAAAGGGAAGCUCUGCCACACCGACAGCUCUGUGAGCACGACAGGAAAUUCAGUUUGGACCACGAGGAGCCAGAAUUACAGAUUAAAAAAGAAAAAACGGAGCUUGGUACAGAUCAGGAGGAAGCGCUUGUUCUGAAGCAGGAGGCUGAUACCAUGACUCCUGUUUAUGAGGGAAGUGAGCACAAUUAUUCAGAACCAAACCACAGCCAGCUCCUGUCCCACAGAUCUGCUUCUUUAAUACAAAGACGCACCACUGUGUCUGCAGAUGAGGGUCCACCAGAUACUUGCAAGACCUGUGGGAAAAGAUUCUCCUCAUCAGCCAUGAAGCGUCACAUGAAGACUCACGCCGCCGGGAAGCCAUUUUCUUGCAAAGUAUGUCAGAAGAGUUUUAGCCAGAGUAGCCGUUUGGCCGCUCACGUGAGAAGACACACAGGUGAGAAGCCGCAUUCAUGCAAGGACUGUGGAAAACGUUUCCCCCAAAAGAGCGCUUUGACCGUCCACACAAGAACUCACACAGGUGAGAAGCCUCAUGGCUGCGAAGAAUGUGGAACAAGCUUCGCUCAGAAGUGUGCUCUGGUUGCCCACACGAGAACACACACCGGUGAGAAGCCUUAUCGCUGCAAAGUAUGUCAGAGGAGCUUCAGGCAAAGCAGCAGUUUGGCUGAUCAUGUGAGGACUCACGCCGGUGGUAAAGGGGUGCUUAUUAUUGCAAAGAACGUGGAAAGAAGUUUCACUCAUAAGGUGGCUUUGACUGUCCACCAGAGCUCAGACAGGUCAGAAGCCACCUUCCUGAAAAGUGUGGAGAAAGCUUCAUCCAGAGGUGGAAUCUGAUGUGCCAAGAAAAAGCUGCCAUAUUUAAACAGUGUUUCCAUUUCUCUUGGUUUUACAUGCUGUGUGGAAAUAUCCGUUCGGAUUAAAUCCAGAGUGCUUGCAGGAAGUGUGAGGUGGUCAGACUUGCUGGGUUUUCUCUCCUCGGGUGUGAAAGUAGCUGUCAUCAUCUACUUUUCUGUUUAUUUAAAUGCCACUUAUUUAUGUGGCUUCUUGGUUUUAUGGUACUGUUGUACCCAGCUACGUGGCUUUUACGAACUCCUGUAUUUAUAUUUACAUUUUUAAGUCCAGUGUUUUCCUCACGGGGGUCCUUCAUGCCGGAGCUCUGCCUGCUCGGUCUGCAGGGUUGUUGCCGCGGUGAUCGCCCUUAUCUUGGUGGCCGGGGGUCCUGCACUGCAGCCACAGGACCCCAGCCUGCCCUGAUCUGGGUGGUUUCCAGAGGCAGCCUCUGUGGUGAUGGGUGGGCUGGGUCCCGAUGUGACUGGAUCCCCAAGAUCCUGUUUCCUCACAGCAGCAUCUGGCCAGAUGUUUAUUUCCUUAUUAAUGUGCAACAGAAGAGACAGAAGCGACAGCUUAGCGGCAAAAUAAAAUGGGGGGGUGUGGGUGGUUGUGGUGGGGAGGUGGGUUCGUGCAAAGUGUGUGUGUGUGUGUGU
Molecule: messenger RNA, 1690 nt
Organism: Melanotaenia boesemani (Boeseman's rainbowfish)
Lineage: Eukaryota; Metazoa; Chordata; Actinopteri; Atheriniformes; Melanotaeniidae
Product: zinc finger protein 436-like
Exons: 2
Coding region: 147-1040 (297 amino acids)
Source: RefSeq, a predicted model, not a curated record